Messenger RNA from Trichechus manatus latirostris (Florida manatee), 1633 nucleotides. RefSeq names its product coiled-coil domain containing 82 (gene CCDC82). Lineage: Eukaryota; Metazoa; Chordata; Mammalia; Sirenia; Trichechidae. The record is from RefSeq and is a predicted model, not a curated record. The transcript has 7 exons. Gene Ontology annotation, cellular component: nucleus. The annotation marks the transcript as partial.
GUUGGAAGACGUGAAACAAGAAACAGUUCUAAAACUCAAGUGCCCAAGCAGAAAUCACGAGUUGAUUGGAGGCGGACUAAAAGAAAUAGUAUCUCACAAUUAUCUGAUAGUGAUGAAGAGUUUUAUAGUAGUGAAGAGUUUGACAGUGAUAAGGAGUUUGAUAGUGAUGAAAGUGUUGAUGAUAAUGAAAGUGUUGAUAAUAAUGAAGAGCUUGAUAGUAACACAGGGCUUGAUAGCAAUAAAAAGCCAGAAAAUGAGGGAGAACUUAAGUUAAUUGAAGUUGAAAAUGAAGGAAACAACAGUAAGCAUCUCGUUAACACUGGCAACAGUUCAACAUAUGAAGAAGAAAAGAACAAAAGCAAACAUAGUCUUGACUUAACAGAUUAUGAAAGUCAUCCAAGUCAGGAGGAUGAUGAUCUCAACAAAUACACUGGACAAAUAAUAGAGGAGGAUUUAGAAGAAGAGCACAUCAAACGAGGAAAGAGAAAAAGUAUAGCCUCUGUGAUAUGUGACAGUGAUGAGAGUGAUGACAGUGAUGUAAUAGUUAGAAAAGCAGGUGUCAAACGUCCACGUAGAGUGAUUGAAGAUGAAUGUUCUUCCCUGGAGAUGGAGCAAAAAAAAUCUGAAAAAACUUUAGCUGCACGAAAACAAGAAAAACUCCAGAAGCUGAAAGAACUCUCAAAACAAAGAUCUCGUCAGAGACGUGAUAGUGAAAGAGAUUUUGAGGACUCUGAAAAGGAAUCCUGCCCAAGUAAUGAUGAAGAUGACGAAGAUGAGGAAGAGAGUUGUGAGGAUGAAGAUGGAGAUGAUUCUGUUAUUGGUGACUUUAUAGUAGAAGAUGAGGAAGGUGAUGAAGAGAAUGAAAGUCAACGAGAAGAAAAAUUGACUACUUCACAACUAAAAUUAGUAAAACAGAAUUCUCUCUAUUCUUUUAGUGAUCCCUAUACUCACUUUGAAAGAGUUGUGAAGGCUUUGCUGAUCAAUGCUUUAGAUGAAUCUUUUCUGGGAACAUUGUAUGAUGGCACCAGGCAGAAAUCAUAUGCACAAGAUAUGUUGACAUCUCUUCAUUAUUUGGAUGACCGCUUUGUUCAGCCUCGUCUAGAGAGUUUAGUUUCUAGAAGUCGUUGGAAAGAGCAAUAUAAGGAGCGGGUAGAAAAUUACUCUAAUGUAAAUAUUUGCCAGAAGAACCCUGAAAACCGUUCCUGCCAUGCCUGUGGAUUACAUCGCUACUGUACAUAUUUGGUGCAUUUAUCAGGAAAGUUAUAUAAUACCAGAACUAUGGAAACAGAUGAUUUCAUGUCACAUGAUAAGCAGGUGUUUACUGUUGGUAGAAUUUGUGCUCAUCGUACCAGGAUUUAUCAUAAACUGAAACAUUUUAAAUUCAAGCUCUACCAGGAAUGUUGCUCCAUUGCAAAGAUAGAAGAAAUGGAAGAUGAACAGGUCAAAGAAACAGUGGAAAGAAUUUUCAGUCAGUCAAAAGAAAGUGGCUGGAUUAAGAAGAUUGAAAAGGCCAAGCUUACCUUCAUUUCCUUUGAGUAAAAUAACUAGCUUUCUUAUUGUAUAUGCAGAAAUAUGGUCAACUUGAAGAAUAUCUCAGUCUUGCGGAUUACUUUCAAGAUGAGAAGUUUGACUG